CAGACUCUCUUUGCCGUUCCAUUGGAAUGUGACUCUUGCGUGCAAGAUGUUUCGAACUCUUUAAAGAAACUGCCCGGUACGCAAGGAGUAGCCCCACUCCGCCUCUUAUCCUACUGACGCAUAAGAAAAGGCAUUUUAAGCGUAGAUGCGGACCUCCAAAAACAGCUCGUCGCUGUAGAGGGGACAGGUACAGCCUAACUUCCUCCCUUUUUCUUCCCUUCCGUUUCACAGAUACCCAGAAGUAGGAGUAUAUUCACAUUUACAUAUUCGUUUCAUAAAAACUGGGGAAUGUAUGAUACUCACAAGCAGGAAGCGGCUCCUUCGGCGAUUGUUUCAGCGAUUCAGGAUACAGGUCGUGACGCCAUUAUUCGGGGCAGUGGAAAGCCGAACAGUAUUUGUUUCCCCAUCUUGCUCUACUUUAUCCCGGCUACACCCCUCAGACGGAUAUCAUUUAAAGUGUGGCUAGUUAACACUCGAGCUGGGUUGUGAAACAGGUGCUGCUGUAGCGAUUCUAGAAACCCAUGCAAAGGACAUACCGAGCCCUGUCCGCGGCCUGGUGAGGAUGGUGCAAGUGUCACCGAAACUUACCAUACUGGACCUCACUUUACAAGGCCUCUCACCCGGUAGAUACCAUGCUACCAUACGCACUGCUGGGGAUAUAUCAAGGGGAGCAGCUUCUACCGGCGACAUUUGGGGAAGGCAGGAAUCUGGAAAGGAAGAGGAGGGCGAUGUGCCUCCCAGAGGAGAGCUCGGGUCAAUCAAUGUCGGAAAGUCAGGCACCGCUAGCGUUCUACUUGACAAGCCUAUCGAGGCCUGGGAAAUCAUUGGUCGUAGCUUCGUGGUUUCAAAGGAGCGGGACGGAAGUUUUAGACCGGAUGGCCCUGACACUAUUGUUGGUGUCAUCGCCAGAAGUGCCGGCGUCUGGGAGAACGAGAAGACGGUAUGUUGGUUGGGCUUUCUUGCAUAUCUCGCAGAUCUUCCCCCCCUCCCUAUCCGCUUUAUGGCUUUGGGUCGCUUACACCCGCUGUGCCCGCCUAUUUUCGAAACAAACUUUUACCAGAGAUACCAGGCGUUUCUGAUGCGCUUUCCGGAUUUUAGGUUUGUUCAUGUUCGGGCAAAACCAUAUGGGGCGAGAGGAAGGAAAACGUCGAGCGAGGAAUGGUCUGAUGCAAUCCGACACAAUUUGACAUGGCUCGAUGAUGGUUCGAUAAAUGGCGAAGGGAUUUCCUCUCAUUCGUGCUAGUAUAUGAGGAAUGAUAGGCAUUAAAAAAAAGCACCCUGGAAGCCUGAAUAGUUACUUACAGAUAAAUCGAUAAGCAGAAGGCAAGGUACAAUUUCCGUGUGGGGUAAGAAUCAGCCAAUUGUCAGCCCAGGAAUCAGCAGAGCCAUUCGUAUAUCGUGCAAUAACAUGACAGCCCUAUACCAUGGACUCUCUCAACACAGAAAAUGUCCAAGGAGCGAGAAUUUCCUUUCCCGUACGAUAACGUGAGUUUUCUCUUACCAACGAUUUCCUGUAUAGGAGUUUCUCAUAUCGAGAGCCUUCCGUAAUCUCGUGAACCCCAUCGCCACCAUCUCACAAUCAUUUCACAUUCCCCGCUCACUCACGCGGCUCGCUUGAACUUACCUCUUGGUGUUUGAUCCGUGGUGGGCUUUGGGCGAAGAGUGGUCCGCUGGCAGGUUUCAAAGCAAUCCUGGAUUUGGAUUUUUGUCUGAUAUAUAUUAGUAGUAGAGCCCAGGGCUUUUUGGUAGUACCGGUAGUAUGGUAACGGAUUGGAGAUACUCGAGUACGAUGCUGGUGAGAUGGUGGCAGUCGUCGUCUCUGCAGAUGCUGGAGGGUCAAGGGUACACUGGGGUAUCAUGGGUGGACGAAUGGAUGGCCCAAGGUAGAUUAGGAGUCGGCUGCGCGGACGGAGUUCAGUGAAUAGUAACCAGUCCUCAUCGUGCACUGCACUCGUACGAGUACAGUGCUCAACCACCAGCCAGGUAAGAAGAGAAAAAGAAAAAAACGCCUACCACAACAUGCAGCAUAUCUGGUUAGGGGACCGCUUUUGAAUCCCGGGAACCUGCAUAACGGCAGCAAACGUCCCGCCUUAAUGCACCAUUCAACAUCACCCACCGACCAGUCCAAGUGGAAUAACCAUACGAUGCCAUACCAGUACUAUACGAGUACACCCAUCGCCCAACAAUCCUGUUGGCCGGGAAGAGAUGGAGUGUUUAGGAUAGAUAUGCGAUGGCUUGGAAAUUGUAACCGCGGGUGGGGCUCUCUUUUUUCUUUU
This is a messenger RNA of Tuber aestivum (summer truffle), 2276 nucleotides long. The record is from the annotation of a GenBank genome assembly. Lineage: Eukaryota; Fungi; Ascomycota; Pezizomycetes; Pezizales; Tuberaceae.